This is a messenger RNA of Aspergillus homomorphus CBS 101889, 3132 nucleotides long. RefSeq names its product glycoside hydrolase family 71 protein. The coding region runs from base 1 to 3132 and encodes 1043 amino acids. Lineage: Eukaryota; Fungi; Ascomycota; Eurotiomycetes; Eurotiales; Aspergillaceae. The transcript has a single exon. The record is from RefSeq and is a predicted model, not a curated record. Gene Ontology annotation, molecular function: glucan endo-1,3-alpha-glucosidase activity. Gene Ontology annotation, biological process: mating projection tip cell wall disassembly.
AUGCUGCUUGUUCUGCAAUUCAUUCUUUCCCUUUGCCUGGCAACACUUCAGGUCCAGGCUCGGGCUGUCUUCGCCCACUUUAUGGUAUCUAAUACUCUGCAAUAUACCGUGGACGACUGGGAAGAUGAGAUGACGCUGGCCAAUGAGGCCAAUCUCGACGCCUUCGCUCUGAACAUUGCUGUCGGAGAUGCCACCAACACUGGUUCGGUUGCCAACGCCUUCUUGGCGGCCGAAAAUGUGGGCUUCAGUCUGUUCUUCAGCUUUGACUAUGCCGGAAAUGGGGCCUGGGCCGAGUCCGACGUGGUCAGCAUGAUUUCUACCUACGCGCUGACCGGGGCGUAUUUCCAGCAUGCCGGCAAGCCCCUCGUCAGCACCUUCGAGGGUCCGGACAACGCGGCUGACUGGGUCUCCAUCAAGGAGCAGACGGGGUGUUUCUUUAUCCCGGACUGGUCCUCAGUCGGGGCAGAGGCAGCAGCAGGGCUUGCGGACGGUGUUGCAGAUGGACUGUUCGGCUGGGCGGCGUGGCCGUACGGACCCAGCGACAUGAACACGUAUACUGAUGCCUCGUAUAUUGACUUCUUAGACGGUAAGCCAUACAUGAUGCCGGUCUCUCCGUGGUUCUUCACCAAUAUGCCUGGAUAUGAUAAGAACUGGCUUUGGCGGGGCGACGACCUUUGGUAUGAUCGCUGGGAACAAGCUAUGUACCUGGCACCCGAAUUCAUUGAGAUCAUAUCGUGGAACGACUUUGGUGAGUCCCACUAUAUUGGGCCUAUCCAAGCUUCUGGGUCAGCUCUUGCCAACUCGACAUACACAGCAUUCGGCACCGGCGAGGCCCCUUACAACUACGUGCUGGAUAUGCCGCACGACGGCUGGCGCGCAUUCCUCCCAUGGUUGGUUGACACGUAUAAGCAAAACAUCUCGACCAUCACCCAGGAAGGAGUUCAGGCGUGGUAUAGGCGCAAUGUUGGGGGAGAGUGCGUGUCGGACGGCGGCACCACGGGUAAUACCGCCAGCCAGCUUCAGCUGGAGUAUUGGCCCUAUGAGAUUGGACAGAACAAGGUCUUCUUCUCUGCGUUGCUCGGGUCGGCGGCAGAUAUUACGGUAACCAUCGGUGGCGAGAACAUGGGUGCGCAGUGGAACAGCACUCCAAGCGGGGGUGCAGGUAUAUAUCACGGAUUUGUGAGCUUUUCUGUGCAGGAGGGCCCAGUUGAGGUUACAAUCUCGCGUGACGGGGCUGCCAUUGCUAGUUUCACAGGCGCGGACAUCGUGAUCGGGUGCUCGAGUAGCACAAAUAUCGAAAAUUGGAAUGCCUGGGUGGGAAGCGCGAUGGCCUCGGCCACGAUUGACGCGACGCCUACAUACUCUCUCCUAGACGCCGUGUGUAUCGAGGGGUGGGGUACGGGGAAUUUCGAUGGACUCUGUGCGUUUACCUGUAGUCUCGGGUAUUGCCCGGUGGGUGCGUGUCUGUGCAAGAAGAUGGGCCCGCAGCCAGACCUGCCCAAGAGUCUGGGAGUAGUGGGAUAUCCCAUCGCUGGGGAGACGGGGGAUUACAGUGGACUUUGUGCCUUUGCCUGCAACUACGGCUAUUGCCCGCCUGCGGCUUGCGGGACCACCGAAGUAGCCCUAACUGUCACCACUGCUUCGCCUUUUACCCCGGCCACCUGCACCGCCGGCCAAGGGGAGGGUGAUCUCGCUGGGCUCUGCAGUUAUGCCUGCAACUAUGGAUUCUGCCCCAUUCACAAUUGCACAUGCACCUCCACAGGGCCCUUGAAUCUGCCCCCUGCCGCGAACACCAGCAUUUACGGAUUCUACAGCGGUAGCGGCUCUGACAGUGGCUUGUGCGACUUUGCCUGCGAGAGGGGAUACUGUCCGUCUCCCACAUGUCUGGACGAUAAAUCCACCACCGGCACUGACGAUGACGACGACGACGACGACGACGAUUUGGUUUGUGCAGACGAUGGGACGGACACACGCGCCGUGUGUAACGAAGAAGUUUACACGGGUUGCGACUACAGCGUCUCCUUCGCCAGCUUUACCGACCUUUCCGCCGCGGCCGCGAGCUACAAUGCCAGCUGUGUGAACUACUAUCUUAUCGGGGCCCUGUCGAGUAUGCUAGACUCCGCCCUGGCGAAUUACACGCAAAUAAACAGCAGCUAUCAUGAUAAGUUUGAAGACUAUGUUAGCUUCGUCAAGAAGGAGGUGCCCGAGGUACUGGACACGCUGAUGGCGGCGGGAGGCGCGGGGAACGCAUACUUCGAGUGCACCUACAGCGCCGGCGGCAUCAAGAACAUCUCCACCACCAGCUGCCCGUACCAUGUCCCACAGACCAGAGACGACGUAGACGUCAACAGCGUCGUCUACUACGACCUGGUGAAUGCGACGGGAUGGUGGGAUAUGCUGUUGAGUGACUACGGGCUGCAGUCGAGUUGGGUGCAGCUGGGAGAGCGCGUCAUUCAGAAUCACUGCUCCCCUUCAACGACCAACACCCUCACGGGUACGAUCUGCCACAAGCAGACCUACACCUGGAAGGGCUACCCCGUGGCGGCGGCUGAUCUGGUUGUCGCCGACCCGGCCACCAUCGUCCAGUCGACGUUGCCCAACAUCCAGAACCUGACCAACACACUCACCCUCACGAGGAUCCUGAUCAGCUCCGGCGCGUGGGGCGGGCCCCUGGACGACAUCGUGCUGAGCGUGUCGACGGCUGUGUUCACUCUCGUUCAAGCCGUGCAGAACAUGGCCCAGAUCGAGACGAUCGCGACGCAGUACGAAGAAGCCAAGAAGAAGGAGCUGAUCGAGGAGAUCAUCGGCGCGCUGUUCCUGGUCGUGCCCUUCCUCGGUGAGAUCGACGUCAUCUCCGAGAGCCUGGCGGGGCUGGCCGAUAUUAUCACCAUGAUCGGCGACACGGCCAUGCUGGCCGACAGUAUUUAUGGGGUUGUGUCGGCCAAAAGCGCCAAAGACGCCAUUCUGGGCAUUUUCGGGGUGCUCCUCCUCGGCGGAGUAAGGUCUGUCGAGGAAUUUAGCGAUAUGGCGAAUCUCCGCCGCGGGCUGUCGGCGGAGGACAUUGCGAAGAUCGGUCCGGACUGGGAGGAGGCCGAUACGGAAAUGAACAAGUUGGUAGAUGUUUGUUUCUAG